GACCACAACGCCGUAGAAUGCAGCGACUCUGGCAGGGCUCAGCGUCCCCAGCAAAAGGCUCCUCUCCCCUAGUGCCUCAUUUCGCCCUUUCGCCCAUCGCCUGUCUCUCUAGCCCGACAUUUCCCGUUGAUCUGUCACUGAUUACACCCCCAGAAUAUCAUCCAAGAGAUGAGUAGUCGAGGCGGGAAACUAGCACCCGACGUCAAUCGAGCUCUGUUCGUGAAGAAUCUGAGCUACAACGUAACGCCAGAAGAGUUGUUCGAUCUCUUUGGAAAAUUCGGCCCUAUACGCCAAAUUCGACAGGGUAUUGCCGGUAAUACCAAGGGUACAGCCUUUGUCGUCUAUGAGGAUGUCAUGGAUGCUAAGCAAGCCUGCGACAAACUAAACGGCUUCAACUUCCAGAGCCGCUAUCUCGUUGUAUUAUACCACCAGCCCGAUAAGAUGGCCAAAUCAAAAGAGAACCUCGAUGCACGACGCGAAUCUUUAGCGCAGCUAAAGAAGCAGCAUGGUAUAGAUUGACAAUUUGACCGGUCUGUAGAUGGUCUGCGAGGAACCAAGGCUUCCUCGUCUUCUGCAGGCCGGUCUUUGUCAACCUCUCCACCUAUCUCCUCCGAUCCGAAGACGAUUCUGAGGAAAGAUGGGCAGGCGAUCGACAAGACUCCCACGGAGUCAACUAGCCCCCGCUCCGUUCGCUUUGUCGAAAACAUGCGGCGCCCUGUUGUGACCGCCGUAUGAAUGCUACGGCCGCGCUGCCCAAGCUCGACUGCCACUGCGACGGCUCAAUACAGUCGAUUUCUUUAUAUCCUAUGUUUGUGGUUAUGGCAGAGGCGCACACGUUGGUUACUCGACAUCUGUGUCUUCCUUUCCCCAUGAUCCGAACAUUGAUAACUUGGGCACAACAUUGGGCUAAGCUCCGAUUACACACGCCACUCUUCUCUACUCGCUUUGAAGCAUUACGUUGGCCGAUGGUAAAGAUUUGCGACAUCGGGCCUGCCAAUAUGCUUUCAUCGAUGUUUGUAUAACGGUUCGGACAUUGGUUGACGAAACGUCAAGUCGCCAACGGGAGCAUCUUAUUGUUAUUCUAUUUGCCGCACUCUUUUUGUUGCUGCGCUCUCUUCACGUCGGUUUUCUUUAUUUUAUGCAGGUGUUUUUGAAAUGACAGUUAUUUUGGGAUUGGCCGUUGGCCCCUUCCAAUACAAGACUACUUGCGCUCUACGUUCAUGUCAAUGUAUGCCCUACCACACUUGCUGAUCGCACUGGCGGCCCGGCAGAAUUGUAAAUGCCUCUUUAGUAUGUGGUGUAGAUGUAACCCGUGGAAAUAAAGCGUCGAGGACAGCUCCUGAUUGUAGCCACUCUAGGCGAAGCCAACAAAGUAAGGUGGCCGGUUUAUGAUGGCGCUCCAUUAUGGACCAACGAAGAUAAUCUACGGUAGGCUAAUUUUUCCUUUCCAUCAUGGCUCUACGGAGGGGCGUCAAUGUGCUUUAACGUAUUCUAUAUUUGGCCAUUGGAGGUGUUGUGUAUCUAGACAGACACCACCAGCAGGGGAGUGAUGUUGGAUCAUGACUGACGAGGCAGAUUGACUCGGUUCUUGUGUCAGGUUAUGCUGGAGGUAUAAUGGGUGUACACAGGACUCUACUCAAGGCAGGGUACUCAGCCUGCCACCUUCUAUCGCCCAACGCUAUGGUCAUUUCAUAUCAUCUGACGCAGGGCCAGUGGCUAUGAGAAUGGGCCAGGCUGAACAUUCAUGACCCGUUGGCCGCUGCCAAAAAAUGCGUACGCUCUUUAGAGUCCGGCUUUGCAAUAAGAAGAAAUUUAACAAUAGUUAGAGGGUAGAAGGAUCAAGUCGAUCAGGAAUAUGACAAGUCGUUAUUGCUCUU
Molecule: messenger RNA, 1877 nt
Organism: [Torrubiella] hemipterigena
Lineage: Eukaryota; Fungi; Ascomycota; Sordariomycetes; Hypocreales; Clavicipitaceae
Source: the annotation of a GenBank genome assembly